Messenger RNA from Oryza brachyantha (malo sina), 2420 nucleotides. Its product is annotated as cyclic nucleotide-gated ion channel 17-like. The transcript has 7 exons. Gene Ontology annotation, molecular function: voltage-gated potassium channel activity. Gene Ontology annotation, cellular component: membrane. The record is from RefSeq and is a predicted model, not a curated record. Lineage: Eukaryota; Viridiplantae; Streptophyta; Magnoliopsida; Poales; Poaceae. Bases 210 to 2240 code for a protein of 676 amino acids. Gene Ontology annotation, biological process: transmembrane transport; potassium ion transport.
CCCCCUCCGACCCCGCGCCGCCGCGCUCGCUCGAUCCCCGCCGCCCGCGGCUGCUCCCUCCCUUGCCCCGGCUAGGGUUCUCCUCCUACAGCGCAGGGGAAAUCCGGGCCUCUUUGCUGCUGCUCCUCCGGCGCCGGAGGGAUGCGAUGCGAGGCAUGAGGUAGUUUGUUUCUUGGUGGUUGCUUGGGUCGAGGAAGGCGAAGGAUGGUAUGGAGUUCACGAAGCAGAGGACUGUCAGAUUCUACGAGGAGAGGGCAAAGCCAACUAUACCCACUCACCAGAAGCAGGCUGGGCUAGCUGCCAGUAAGCUUGGUCUGGAGAUUUCGGAGAAGAACAAGAUUUUUGUAGCAGGGCAGGACCUUUGGUACAAGAAGAUUAUUGAUCCAUCAAGUGAUUUCAUCUUGACUUGGAAUUAUGUCCUCCGUAUUGCAUGCUUCAUUGCUCUAUUUAUGGAUCCUCUAUACUUCUAUGUACCUAAAAUCUAUUAUGGUUCUCCGGAUUCAUGUAUCGGGAGAGACACACGACUAGCCAUCAUCGUUACUGUCUUCCGAUCAAUUACCGACCUCUUUUAUGUUGUCCAAAUUAUAAUAAAGUUCAGGACUGCAUAUAUUAAUCCAAGUUCCACGUUGGGGGUCUUCAGUCGAGGAGACCUUGUCAUAGAUCCUGAUAAAAUUGCAAAGCAAUACUUGAGAUCUGGCUUUGUGGUUGAUCUAGUGGCUUCGUUGCCUUUACCGCAGAUCAUUAUCUGGUCUGUGAUACCAUCUGUCAAAUAUUCAUUGUCACAACAUGACGAUGACAUACUGCUUCUGAUUGCAAUAUUUCAGUAUGUUCUAAGAUUAUAUCUUGUAUUUUCAUUGAACUCUAAAAUCGUUGAAGUUACUGGAGCAUUUUCAAAGACGGCUUGGCAAGGAGCUGCAUACAAUCUUCUUUUAUACAUGAUUGCUAGUCAUGUUUUAGGAGCAUUAUGGUACUUGCUAUCUGUCGAUCGCCAGACUGCAUGCUGGGAAAAAUACUGUAGCGAUGAGAGUGAUUGCCAUAAAGGAUACCUGGCCUGUGAUGUACAGUCUGAUUCAAAUUGGAAAACUAACACUGCUAUCUUUAAUAAAUGUGAUGCCAGUAGCAAAUCCAUCGAUUUUGACUAUGGUAUGUUCGCACCAUUGUUAUCAAAUCAAGCUCCUGAUCAGGGUUUCCUGAAGAAGUUCUUCUAUUGCCUUUGGUGGGGUUUGCAGAAUCUAAGUUGCUAUGGGCAAACCCUGACUGUGAGUACUUAUAUUGGUGAGACGUUAUAUGCUAUAUUCUUGGCGGUUCUUGGUCUCGUCUUGUUUGCGCAUUUGAUUGGAAACGUGCAGACCUACUUGCAAUCGAUCACUGCAAGAGUUGAGGAGUGGAGAAUAAAGCAAAGAGAUACUGAAGAAUGGAUGAGGCAUCGGCAACUUCCUAAUAAACUAAGAGAAAGAGUGAGAAGAUUUAUUCACUACAAAUGGCUCGCUACUAGAGGUGUGAAUGAAGAAUCUAUAUUGAAUGCUUUGCCUACAGAUCUUCGCCGUGACAUUAAGCGUCACCUUUGCUUGGAUCUUGUUCGUCGGGUUCCCUUUUUCUCCCAGAUGGACGACGGUCAACUUCUGGAUGCCAUUUGUGAGCGUCUUGUAUCUUCCUUGAGCACAGUGGGCACAUACAUUGUCCGUGAAGGUGAUCCAGUGACAGAGAUGCUUUUUAUCAUUCGUGGGAAGCUUGAAAGCUCCACUACUGAUGGUGGCCGGACGGGCUUCUUCAAUUCAAUCACCCUAAAAACUGGUGAUUUUUGUGGUGAAGAAUUGCUUGGAUGGGCUCUUGUUCCCAAGCCUACGGUCAACUUGCCAUCCUCCACCAGGACGGUGAAGACAAUUGUUGAAGUGGAGGCAUUUGCUCUCCGAGCUGAGGAUCUCAAGUUUGUUGCAAGCCAAUUCAGGAGGCUCCACAGCAGGAAGUUGCAGCACACAUUCCGCUACUAUUCUCACCAUUGGAGGACAUGGGCAGCUUGCUUCAUCCAAGCAGCUUGGCGCCGCUACAAGAGGAGGAAACUGGCCAAGGAUCUGAGCAUGAGGGAGUCAUUCUCUUCCAGGAGAUCAUAUGAAGACGAUGGGUCCCCUGAGCACAGCCUUGAGCUGAACGCAGCCAGGAAAGGAGCCCAUAUCAUUAAAGAACUCCCAAAGUUUAGGAAGCCUUCUGAGCCAGACUUCUCAGCAGAGCAUGACGAUUGAGGGACUUGCUACAGAGAAAUAGUCACUUCUGCUGUAAACACUGCACUCUAUUGUCCUGGAACAUGCAUCGACCGGUGACAGAUUUGUUGAUAGGAGAAAAUGCUGAAGCUCAAACUUUGCAUGGUGAAACAAACAUCAACGAACGGUGGUACGGGAAUUAGGUUCUUGGAGUUGCAGACA